Messenger RNA from Triticum dicoccoides, 1518 nucleotides. RefSeq lists its product as uncharacterized. NCBI's taxonomy places the organism in Eukaryota, Viridiplantae, Streptophyta, Magnoliopsida, Poales, Poaceae. The record is from RefSeq and is a predicted model, not a curated record. The transcript has 4 exons. Gene Ontology annotation, molecular function: catalytic activity. The coding region runs from base 1 to 1518 and encodes 505 amino acids.
AUGAUUGUAGAUCAGAAGCCAGACUUUGUGGGACUCUCUGAGACCAUAAAGCAAGACUUCACAAAAAAUGAAUUGCACAAUUUGUGUGGAGGGAGGAACUUCCAAUGGAGUUGGAACCCACCCAGAGGCAUGUCAGGGGGGAUUCUGAUGGGAGUUAAUAAAGAUAUGUUUAAUGCGGAAAUUAUUGAAAAAGGACAGUAUUUUUUGAGAAUGUUAGUAUUUGAUAAGAAUAUCAAAAUGCAUUGGAAUUUGGUUAGUGUGUAUGGGGAUGCCCAGAAGGAAGGGAAAGCUAGCUUCCUAGCUGAAUUGGCAAGAUUAUAUCAUGAUAAUCCUCUGCCUUGCUUGGUAGGGGGAGAUUUUAACAUUAUCAGAAAUGGGAAGGAGAAAAACAAGCCUAUGCUUAAUGAACAAUGGUCCUUUAUGUUUAAUGCUAUUAUUGAGCAAGCAGGGUUAAGGGAGCUGCCUUUGAAUGGAAGGCAGUACACCUGGGCUAAUAAUCAGGAGGACCCUACUUUUGAGAAGUUGGAUAGAGUUUUGAUGUGCCCUGCUUGGGAGGAAAAAUACCCAUUUACCAUAUUGCAGGCCUUUGCUAGAGAGGUAUCUGAUCAUACCCCCUUGUUCCUGGAUACAGGGGAGACUCGUGAUCACAAUGAUGCCCUGGAGCAUGAUCUGGUUAAGGGGGUGCUGAAUGGAAAUGGAGAAAAAGGGGUUAAUAUGUUACAAUAUGUUGAUGAUACUAUCUUCUUGAUCAAGGAUGAGGUGGAAAGUGUUAAAAAUCUUAAACUUAUACUUGGGGCUUUUGAGCAGAUGUCUGGGCUCAAAAUAAAUUUUCAUAAAAGUGAAUUGCUAUUAUUUGGCAAAGCUAGAGAAAAACAAUCGACCUAUCAGGAUAUCCUAACGUGUAAGAUGGGAGACUUGCCCAUUAGGUACCUGGGGAUGCCUGUUUCUGAUAAUAGAGUUGGGAACUCACACUGGGAAUGUGUGACAAAUAAAAUUGAGAAAAAAAAUACUAGGUUCUGGGAAGAUACCUGGGUGGAUGAUAAACCUUUGAAAGAGGCUUACCCUAGGCUGUAUGAUAUAUGCUUUGACCACAACAUUACUGUGGAAGAGGCUAUACAGAAAGGGUGGGGGGGGGGGUUCAAAUUUAGAAGAACAUUGCAUGGGGAAACUUUAGGGCUUUGGAAUUGUUUGAAAAAAAGAUGUGAGGAAAUUCAUUUGCAGGGAGGGGCGGACCAAGUUCUCUCGACCCUAACUGCAGAUCAUAAGUUUUAUGUGGGGUCCUUAUAUAGGAAAUUGAUAGCAGUUGGGAUAAACUUCCCACAGAAAUACUUAUGGAAAACAAAGUUGCCUGAGAAACUGAAAGUGUUUCUUUGGUGGUUGACUGACUGGUCCGUCCUGCAGAUAAAGGAGUCGUCAAGAAAAACUUUGGAGCUGGGAGCAAGGGUGCUAGAACAGGCAGCAAAUGAGGUGUUCACUGCUAAGCAGGGAUGGAGGAUCAAUGUGGCAAGGCUGGAAUGA